Messenger RNA from Aspergillus wentii DTO 134E9, 429 nucleotides. RefSeq lists its product as uncharacterized. The coding region runs from base 1 to 429 and encodes 142 amino acids. NCBI's taxonomy places the organism in Eukaryota, Fungi, Ascomycota, Eurotiomycetes, Eurotiales, Aspergillaceae. The transcript has 3 exons. The record is from RefSeq and is a predicted model, not a curated record.
AUGUCGAAAAACAACACCGGACUCUACUUGGGUCUCGCCGCCUUCGGAGCAGGCGGAUACUAUCUCUACCGGGGAGGAGGGAGUGCAAAGGCUGCCAAGGAAGAAGCGAAGACCGACGCAAACAGAGUAAAAUCCAACAUCCCACGCGGCGAAAAAGCCGAAAACCUAGGCGAACGGGUUGGUCUUGAAGCAAACGCACAGAUCGAGGAGGCUGUUGACAACGCCCGCACAAAAGCGAAGGCGGACGAGCGAAUCCCCGAAAUCGCGCAAGAAAGCAUCAACAAGAUCGAUGAGAUACGACAGGAUGCAGCGGGGAAGCUGGGCUCGGGGGUAGAGAAGUUGGAUAAGGGGGUUGAGAAGUUUGAUCGCGAGGUGGAGAAGAAGGCGGCGGAGGCGAAGGGGACUGUGCAGGGGUGGUUUGGGAAGUAG